AUGGCUUGCAGACAUGCAGGCUCUCACACAGACACGAGCGUCUCGAAGUGCCCUAUGCGCAAGAUGCAGCCAGUUAUCGAGACGACGAUCUCGGAGAUUUACAAGGAAGAGAUCAAAUAUGCCGAUGGUCGAUUGACGCGGGGUGUGAAGGCAUUUGAUGUAGCUACUCUGUUUAAACCCCGGCAUCCUUGA
Molecule: messenger RNA, 192 nt
Organism: Fibroporia radiculosa
Lineage: Eukaryota; Fungi; Basidiomycota; Agaricomycetes; Polyporales; Fibroporiaceae
Exons: 3
Coding region: 1-192 (63 amino acids)
Source: RefSeq, a predicted model, not a curated record